CGUAUGCUAGAAAUGUACAGUGUGAUAGUGACGUAGCUAUCUGUUUUUCUCAUUUUUAACUUACAGUAUAAUCAAAGUGAUCCAUGAUAAAACAGUACAUAUUGACAUAAUGUCCGAUGAAGAGGUCCCGUCCACCUCCCGGGAGCCUGAACCCGAAUCGGAAGAGAAAGAGGACCCUCCAUUUCUGCUGAAGCCUCCCCCCAAGGCAGCCACCAAGGCGGAGGGAGAAGUCGAUCCAGAGUAUGAAGAGAAGAGGAAAGCAGAUCGGGCAAACAGGUUUGAGUUCCUGUUAAAGCAGACAGAACUCUUUGCCCACUUCAUCCAGCCUGCGUCUCAGAAGUCUCCCACAUCUCCGCUGAAAGUGAAGCUGGGGAGACCCCGUGUCAAGCAGGAUGAGAAACAGAACCUCCUCUCUGUCGGAGACAACCGCCACCGACGCACAGAGCAGGAGGAGGAUGAGGAGCUGCUGUCGGAGAGCAGGAGGGCUGCGAACGUCUUGGUUCGAUUUGAAGAAUCCCCAUCCUAUGUAAAAAAUGGAGCACUGAGAGAUUACCAAAUCCGAGGUCUCAACUGGAUGAUCUCCCUGUAUGAAAAUGGCAUAAAUGGAAUUCUGGCUGAUGAAAUGGGUUUGGGUAAGACUCUUCAAACCAUUGCACUCUUGGGAUAUUUGAAGCACUACAGGAACAUUCCAGGACCCCACAUGGUCUUGGUGCCCAAAUCAACACUACACAACUGGAUGAAUGAGUUCAAACGCUGGGUGCCAUCCCUUAAAGCCGUCUGUCUCAUCGGAGAUAAGGAUGCCAGAGCCGCUUUCAUCCGUGAUGUCAUGAUGCCCGGCGAGUGGGACGUCUGUGUCACGUCAUACGAAAUGGUGAUCAGGGAAAAAUCCGUCUUCAAGAAGUUCAACUGGAGAUACCUGGUCAUAGAUGAAGCCCACAGGAUCAAAAAUGAAAAGUCCAAGCUGUCUGAAAUUGUACGUGAGUUUAAGACCACCAACCGGCUCCUGCUGACCGGAACCCCACUCCAGAACAACCUCCACGAGCUGUGGUCGCUGCUCAACUUCCUCUUACCAGACGUCUUCAAUUCUGCAAACGACUUCGAUUCGUGGUUUGACACAAACAACUGUCUGGGGGACCAGAAACUGGUGGAGCGUCUGCACGCGGUGCUGCGGCCAUUCCUGCUCCGGCGCAUAAAAGCAGAAGUGGAGAAAAGUUUGCCGCCCAAAAAAGAAGUGAAAAUAUACCUCGGGCUGAGCAAGAUGCAGAGGGAAUGGUACACGAGGAUACUGAUGAAGGACAUCGAUAUCCUCAACUCCGCCGGGAAGAUGGACAAGAUGCGGCUGCUGAACAUCCUGAUGCAGCUGCGGAAGUGCUGCAACCACCCGUACCUGUUUGACGGGGCGGAGCCCGGCCCGCCGUACACCACCGACACUCACCUCGUCACCAACAGCGGGAAGAUGGUCGCCCUUGAUAAGCUGCUUCCGAAGGUCAAGGAGCAAGGGUCCAGAGUCCUCAUAUUCAGUCAGAUGACCCGAGUCUUGGACAUCCUGGAAGACUACUGCAUGUGGAGAGGCUAUGAAUACUGCCGUCUGGACGGGAACACCCCCCACGAGGCUAGAGAGCAAGCAAUAGAGGCAUACAACGCCCCGAACAGCACCAAGUUCAUCUUCAUGCUGAGCACCAGAGCGGGAGGGCUUGGUAUAAACCUGGCGACAGCAGACGUUGUCAUCCUCUACGACUCUGACUGGAACCCACAAGUAGACCUGCAGGCGAUGGACCGCGCACACCGAAUUGGUCAGAAGAAAACUGUGCGUGUGUUUCGCCUCAUUACUGAUAACACGGUUGAAGAGAGGAUCGUGGAAAGAGCGGAGAUGAAACUGAGGCUGGACUCCAUUGUGAUACAACAAGGGAGGCUGAUUGACCAACAGUCCAACAAACUGGCGAAGGACGAGAUGCUGCAGAUGAUCCGCCAUGGCGCCACGCACGUCUUCGCCUCCAAAGACAGUGAGCUGACGGACGAAGACAUCAACACGAUCCUGGAGAGGGGAGAAAAGAAGACAGCAGAGAUGAAUGAGCGCCUGAAGAAGCUGGGAGAGAGCUCUCUCAGAAACUUCACGGUGGACACCGGGAGUGCAGAAACCAGCCUCUACAAUUUCGAAGGGGAGGACUACAGGGAAAAGCAAAAGCUCAGCAUGAUGGAGUGGAUUGAACCUCCCAAAAGAGAACGGAAAGCCAAUUACGCUGUGGAUGCGUAUUUCAGAGAGGCUCUGAGAGUCAGCGAGCCUCGAGCUCCUAAGGCCCCACGGCCCCCAAAACAGCCCAACAUCCAGGACUUCCAGUUCUUCCCUCCCCGCCUGUUUGAGCUGCUGGAGAUGGAGAUCCUGCACUACAGGAAGACAAUCGGCUACAAGGUUCCCAGGACUCCAGACAUCCCCAACGCGGCACAGGUGCAGAAGGAGGAGCAGAGGAAGAUUGACGAGGCCGGGCCCCUCUCCCCUGAGGAGACGGAAGAGAAGGAGAAGCUCCUCACGCAGGGGUUCACAAGCUGGAACAAGCGUGACUUCAAUCAGUUCAUCAAAGCGAAUGAAAAAUACGGACGUGAUGACAUCGACAACAUCGCCCGUGAGGUGGAGGGAAAAAGCCCUGAAGAGGUCAUGGAAUAUUCUGCUGUUUUCUGGGAGAGGUGCAAUGAGCUCCAGGAUAUUGAGAAAAUCAUGGCCCAGAUUGAGCGAGGUGAAGCCCGCAUCCAGAGGAGAAUCAGCAUCAAGAAAGCGCUGGAUGCUAAGAUCGCAAGGUACAAGGCCCCGUUUCACCAGUUACGAAUACAGUACGGCACUAACAAAGGAAAGAACUAUACUGAGGAAGAAGACAGGUUCCUGAUCUGUAUGCUGCACAAGAUGGGCUUUGAUAAGGAGAAUGUGUACGAGGAACUCCGGCAGUGUGUUCGAAAUGCACCCCAGUUCCGUUUCGACUGGUUUAUCAAGUCCCGCACCGCCAUGGAGCUCCAAAGACGGUGUAAUACCCUGAUUUCCCUGAUAGAGAAGGAAAACAUGGAGAUUGAGGAAAAGGAACGUGCAGAAAAGAAGAAAAGGGCCCCCAAAAGUCAAACUGUGCAUAAAAGGAAGGCAGACGGACCUUCGGAGUCCACAGGACGUAAAGACAAAAAAGCAAAAACCUAAAGGCUCCAUGUACGGUAUCGCUUACACAUCCAGUUUUUGUUUGGGGGAAAAAAAAAAACAUGUUGCGUUCAUUAUAGGUGGCAGGUGCAAAUUGUUGUGGAAGUGAGUCGCUACUUAUGAUUCUUACUCCAUUUUGUAUUCUGGUUGCAAUUGUUCAAUGCACUUUGAAACUUUACAAAUUGUGUUUGUUGAAUUGUUAAUAUUGUCCCAUGUCUUGUUAAGUUAGCAUGCUAAGAGAAGGGCCUUUGUAUGCCUGUGUUUUUACUAUUUUUUGACAUAUCAGAAAUUGUUUUGAAGCUAUAUGCUAGAGGAAUUAUG
Molecule: messenger RNA, 3496 nt
Organism: Megalops cyprinoides (Indo-Pacific tarpon)
Lineage: Eukaryota; Metazoa; Chordata; Actinopteri; Elopiformes; Megalopidae
Gene: smarca1
Product: SWI/SNF related, matrix associated, actin dependent regulator of chromatin, subfamily a, member 1
Exons: 24
Coding region: 110-3178 (1022 amino acids)
Biological process (GO): regulation of transcription by RNA polymerase II; nucleosome organization
Cellular component (GO): nucleus; chromatin
Molecular function (GO): ATP hydrolysis activity; histone binding; nucleosome binding
Source: RefSeq, a predicted model, not a curated record